This is a messenger RNA of Procambarus clarkii (red swamp crayfish), 558 nucleotides long. Lineage: Eukaryota; Metazoa; Arthropoda; Malacostraca; Decapoda; Cambaridae. The record is from RefSeq and is a predicted model, not a curated record.
AUGGGAUUUAAUAUUUCAUCACAGAAAACGAACUUAUUGAGUGAAGUUGAAGACUGGUUGGCCGACGAUGUCAUUGAACAUUUUGGGAUUAGCUGUAUCUGUGUGUGUUGCCCCUUCCCCUACCACAACGUGUUGGACGAGUGCUUCUACCUGAGUACACAAGAGACCAAGUGGUGGAGUGCCAGGGAGCACUGCCUCGACAUCAAGGGCGACCUGGCCAAGCCCAAACACCAGUACGCCCUCAAGGAUUUCAUCUUCAAAAAAGCAGGUGAUGUGAGAGUGUUCAUAGGAGGCAAGGACGAAUACAAGGACCGUAACUUCAAGUGGCUGGACGGCACCCCCGUCAACGACAGUGAGUGGGCUCCGGGGGAACCCAACAACGAGUGGAAGAAGGAGCACUGCCUCGGAUUCAUUUCUUCAAAAGAACCAAUGCUCAUGGACAUAAUAUGCUCGCAAAAACUGCGGUUUGUUUGUCAGUAUUACCCAGGUCCCUAAUAUUAGUACUUAAGACAUAUAUCUUUACCAGUGUAAUCAACUCUGUCAACUUACAUUGUAGUU